Messenger RNA from Sceloporus undulatus (fence lizard), 2887 nucleotides. RefSeq names its product fatty acid amide hydrolase 2 (gene FAAH2). The record is from RefSeq and is a predicted model, not a curated record. The transcript is spliced from 11 exons. Bases 19 to 1647 code for a protein of 542 amino acids. Lineage: Eukaryota; Metazoa; Chordata; Lepidosauria; Squamata; Phrynosomatidae.
CUCCCUCUCAGUCUGACCAUGGCUCUGUCUCGGGCGGAGCGCUGCCUGGCGCUGGCGCUGCGCUGCCUCUCGGCCCUCUACCUGGCCCUCCUCCGCCUCCUGGCCCGCGCCUCCGCCUCCGCUUCCCUGGCCGCCCCUGCCUCGCCGGCUGCCCCCUUCCGCCGCCCCGUCCCGCCGCCCCAGCAGCCUCUCCUCCUCCUCUCCGCCUCGCAGCUGGCCGCCAGCAUCCGGCGCAGGAAGGUGUCAUGUGUGGAUGUAAUUGAAACAUACAUUGGGAGGAUCAAGCAGGUCAACCCAUUGAUCAAUGCACUGGUCAGAGACAGGUUUGAAGCAGCCCUCCAAGAAGCCCACCAAGUUGACAAGCUGCUCUUGGAGGGACAUGAUGAUGAGGAGACGCUGCAGGAGAAGUUUCCGUUCCUGGGGGUGCCAGUCACCAUCAAAGAGGCCUUUGCGUUGCAUGGCUUGCCCAAUACUUCUGGCUUGGUUAACCGUCGCAACAUAAUCUCUGUAGCAGAUGCCACAGUAGUGUCCCGGUUAAAGCAAGCUGGCACCAUCCCAUUGGGUGUGACCAACUGCAGUGAGCUGUGCAUGUGGUAUGAGUCAAGCAACCGUGUCUAUGGCCGAACCAACAAUCCAUAUGAUCUGGGGUGCAUAGUAGGAGGCAGCUCAGGAGGAGAAGGCUGUAUCCUUGCAGCUGCUGGCUCUGUGAUUGGUAUUGGCUCAGAUAUCGGGGGCAGCAUCCGAAUGCCUGCAUUCUUCAAUGGAAUCUUUGGACAUAAGCCCACCACAGGUGUGGUUCCCAAUGAAGGCCAAUUCCCGAAUGCCAUGGGCAUCCGAACAAAUUUCCUGUGCACUGGCCCAAUGUGUCGCUACUCAGAAGACCUAGAACCCAUGCUGAGGGUCAUGGCAGGACCAAACAUCGGAAAGCUGAAACUGGAUGAAGAAGUUUCCCUGGAGAAUAUAAAAUUCUAUUCAAUGGAGCAUGAUGGAGGUUCAGUUUUUGUUUCUCGAGUGGAUAGAGAGAUUCUUCAGGCACAUCGGAAGGUGGUAAAACACCUGGAGACAGAUCUAGGGGUUCAGGUUCAAAAUGUGGCCAUUCGUGACAUGAAAUACUCCUUCCAGAUCUGGUCUGUCAUGAUGUCUUCCAGUGACAGCAAUGGCCAGGAGACACAAGCUUUCACAGAACUUCUUGGGGACCAUGGAAAGCCAGUGUGGCCCUCUUGGGAGCUGGUGAAGUGGAUGAUGGGAAUGUCUUCACACACCCUUCCAGCCAUUGCUCUAGGACUAACUGAGAAGGUUGUGAAAUACAGUCCCAGGGAGAAUGCCAAGCUAGCAGCUAAGGCACAGAGCCUGCAAACACAGAUGGUGAAUUUACUGGGGGAUGAUGGUGUCCUUUUAUAUCCUUCACAUCCUGUAGUGGCUCCUAGGCACCACACUCCUCUGGCAAUGCCUUUCAAUUUUGCCUACACAGCUAUCUUCAACAUACUGGGUUUACCAGUGACACAGUGCCCACUGGGUUUGAGCAAGGAUCACCUCCCACUGGGUAUCCAAGUGGUGGCAGGACCCCACAAUGACCACUUGACUCUGGCUGUGGCACGAUACUUGGAGAAGGCAUUUGGAGGCUGGGUCCCCCCUGGCACAUCUUAGCACAGCUUGCCAAGGACCUGGUGAUGGCAGGAACUUGAAGACCAUCUUACCUGUGAAAUCUAACAGAAGACAAAUGCAUCUGAAACUGCAAGCCCUCUGAUGCACUCCCCUCAACUACAAUCUAAGGGAUGCUAGAUAGGGUUAUGCAAACUUUUCCUCCAUGUUAGAUGCUCACUCUGAUAAGGCCAGAUCCAACACAGUGGAGAUUCAUUGCAAAAUUCCAUGGGAAAUUUAGACAGAAUGAGGCACUGUGCUUCUCAAAGAAGUUUGACUUGGGACAAUCGGGUUUUUUAUUAUUAUUAUUAUUUGGGACAAUCAAAUUGUGAGCUGUGCAAGAGGAUCAUUUUUGAGUUUUGGCAUGGGUAUGUCAUUGAGUAGAACAGGAUUCCAAGUCUCCUCUUUCUGUUUUAUUCGCACCCAUUUUUUACUUUUACGAUACUUUUUACUUUUACAAGCAAAGACAAAAGCAUCAGACGGCUGUGUUGGAGACAUCUUCUCCUCAGAUUUCUUUGGUGAGACUGGAGGAGGGUGUCCCCAACAUCUCAAAGUUUGAGCAGGAGACUGAGCAGCACCUUAGAGCCUUCCAGCUUUGUGGACUUUGUUGGGCUUAGUGUUCCCACUCCUGGCACUUUAUUUGGCUCUGUAGGUAGGUCAGCUUUCUGCUUCUUGAAAGAGACAUGUUGGAAAAUCUGGGACAGCUUCUUAUGAGGGAUGAUGAGUCAAAUAUUCCCUCUCUAUACCUUCCUCUUCUCUCCCAGGGGCAGUGCCUUCUAGCUGUGGCAUCCACACUUUUUUGGGAGAGGGGUCACUCCCCGCUGCUGCUGCUGCUGCUGCUGCUGUGUGAUCUUUAUUACAUUCCACAACACCACCCUUAGAUCAGGUAUAUAAAAAGUUGAGGGGCCAUCACCCCAUUCUCAUGAGCCAAAUAAAAUGUAUCUUACUAAGCUGAUAACAUAACGGGGACAAUAAUGUAUUAUCUAUUACUUGAGAUCCAUAUUUUUUUUAUGUCUAACACUUGGUAUCUUUGAACAAUAUCUAUUGCUGUUGAUUGUCAUAGAGUUAGGGUCCAGAAUGUACUUGAAUUCUAAGGAUAAUGGGAUAUGUCAUUGAGUAAAUUGAUGCUACUCUUUCCCUUGUGCUGAACUAAAAUAAAGAAUUAAGAGUUGUUUAUAGGACCAUUUUACCCAGGUCAGAUAUCCUUAUGACUUGAAUAUUAAUAAAAAAUACUUAAUAUAUAGCA